CACUCAGGUUCUCGCUUUGAACAGCAAACCGGACCCCCCCUGACACCAUGUGCCAUUGCAGCAACUACUGCGGAGGCCUGGGCUACGGCUGCGGAGGCUUCGGCGGCCUGGGCUUCGGCCGUGGCUGUGGAUGCGGCGGCUUCCGCAGGCUGCGCUUCGGCUCUGGCUUUGGAGGCUACGGGUGUGGCUCUGGUUUCGGAAGCUUUGGCUGUGGCUGCUGUCACCGUCCAGUGUUCUUUAGAAGAUGUGGUUUCUCCAGUUUCUUUUAAACUCUGGCUGUAGUAACCCAUUUGCUACCAUGAGUGGAUUUGACAUAACAUUAUUCAGUCGAUGAAUUGAGAUUAUCCUAGGCCUAUAUAGCAUGAAAAACAAGAAUUUCAGAGAAUUUAUUAUUUAGAAGCAUGUCUGUCACAUGUCUCCUGGCAUUUGUUAGCUUGAACACUAACAGAUGACUUAUGUUGAUGACCAAUAAAUGACCUAACUGGAAAUAAAAAA
Messenger RNA from Cervus elaphus (red deer), 495 nucleotides. RefSeq names its product keratin-associated protein 19-3-like. The transcript has a single exon. Bases 48 to 269 code for a protein of 73 amino acids. NCBI's taxonomy places the organism in Eukaryota, Metazoa, Chordata, Mammalia, Artiodactyla, Cervidae. The record is from RefSeq and is a predicted model, not a curated record.